AUGAUCUCAUCCGGAUAUUGUCGCAGCGAGGUGUUUGGACAUGGAUUCAUCAGGGGGCUCGUCGGCAUCGACGGUACCUAUCGAGCAGGGAGCCGAUCCAGAGACCUCCCCUCCGAUACAAGAUCCUCCAGUGAUGUCUUCUCUACCGCCCGAAACCAAAUAAAUUCCCUUGUUGGCAAUACCUCAGUUUCCGACGUGUCAAACAAAGCCACGACGGCAACUUCCGAGGCGGCCAAUGGGAUCAAGAAGACCGUCCUUGAAGAUGCGAUUCCGGCCACGGAGGAAUUUCUAAACAACGCCCGGGACCGUAUCAGCACGCUAUGGUCGGUCAAAGCAACAGUGCAGAUGAUCAACCGCCCGGUAGGCACCCAGCCUGUUGGAGACCAGCUGAUUGUGGAGAUUCCUAACCUGGUUCCUCAUAGAUAA
Molecule: messenger RNA, 426 nt
Organism: Penicillium chermesinum
Lineage: Eukaryota; Fungi; Ascomycota; Eurotiomycetes; Eurotiales; Aspergillaceae
Exons: 2
Coding region: 1-426 (141 amino acids)
Source: RefSeq, a predicted model, not a curated record